Molecule: messenger RNA, 447 nt
Organism: Epithele typhae
Lineage: Eukaryota; Fungi; Basidiomycota; Agaricomycetes; Polyporales; Epitheliaceae
Exons: 3
Coding region: 1-447 (148 amino acids)
Source: RefSeq, a predicted model, not a curated record
AUGAGCUUGCGCAGCGGAAUCACGUAUGUCGUGCCGUCUGUUUGCCUGGUGCUCGACCUGCUCGCGCCCGUGUCAUCCCAGGUCGACCCCCCGAGGAACGGCCCGCGCCAAAACAAUACGGAAGAUUCGAGCUGCGCACCGAAGACGACCACGGACAACAUCUGGCGCCUGCUCGCGUCCUCCGUCCCCACACCGCGGCCCAUCCCAACACACAUCGAGCUCAUCACCCCCGAGCGCCGUUGCGUCAACCCCACCGCUGUCACAAACAGCCUCCGCGCCGGGAACCCCUUCGUUUCGCCGGUCGGACCGGACGCCGCGGCCGUCAAGUCUUGGACGGAGCGGCCAUACGCAAGUAUUUCGUGUCCGGGCUCAAAUGUGCGCGAGGCGCCCGCCCUGGGCAUGGGCAUGACAGAUAUCUGGAUAUGUUCCAGCUUCGAAGCGGUCUAG